Messenger RNA from Rodentolepis nana, 1557 nucleotides. The record is from the annotation of a GenBank genome assembly. NCBI's taxonomy places the organism in Eukaryota, Metazoa, Platyhelminthes, Cestoda, Cyclophyllidea, Hymenolepididae.
AUGGCCUGUCGAAGUCUGCUUGCCCUUUCGAAGUUGGCCAAAACUUCAUUGAAGUCGGCUUCCUUCAGCAAAUUUACCGCCGUUCCAUCUUUUACUAAUCAAAGGUGGUUCGCAACGGAAGCUGCUAAACCCGCUGCAUCCGCUCAACCCAAGGGUCGCAUUGUUGCUGUUAUUGGUGCCGUUGUAGACGUCCAGUUUGAUGAUAAACUUCCCCCCAUUCUCAACGCCCUAGAGGUGCAAGGUCGUCAAUCUCGACUCAUUCUUGAAGUUGCCCAACAUCUUGGUGAAAGCACUGUUCGUACCAUUUCUAUGGAUGGUACUGAAGGUCUUGUUCGUGGUCAAGAGUGUAUCGAUACUGGUGCGCCAAUUAAAAUUCCUGUGGGUCCCGAAACUCUUGGGCGUAUCAUGAAUGUCAUUGGUGAGGCUAUUGAUGAACGUGGACCCAUUAAGUCAAAGAUGAUGUCCUCGAUUCACCAGGAUGCUCCUGAGUUUGUCGAAAUGAGCACCGGCCAGGAAAUUCUUGAGACUGGUAUUAAGGUCGUCGAUCUUUUGGCUCCUUAUGCUAGGGGUGGUAAGAUUGGUUUAUUCGGUGGUGCUGGUGUCGGUAAAACCGUCAUUAUUAUGGAGCUGAUUAACAAUAUUGCUCGUGCUCAUGGUGGUUACUCUGUCUUUGCUGGUGUUGGUGAGCGUACUCGUGAAGGGAACGAUCUCUAUCAUGAAAUGAUUACCACAGGUGUCAUUGACCUUAAGGGUAACAACUCUAAGGUAUCUCUGGUUUAUGGUCAAAUGAACGAACCUCCAGGCGCCCGUGCCCGUGUCGCUCUUUCUGGUCUGACUGUUGCUGAAUACUUCCGUGAUCAGGAAGGGCAAGAUGUGCUUCUUUUCAUCGACAACAUUUUCCGUUUCACACAAGCUGGUUCUGAAGUAUCUGCCUUACUGGGUCGUAUUCCUAGCGCUGUCGGCUACCAACCAACACUUGCAACUGAAAUGGGUUCCAUGCAGGAACGCAUUACUACUACCAAGAAGGGUUCAAUUACUUCUGUCCAAGCUAUCUACGUGCCUGCCGAUGAUUUGACUGAUCCUGCUCCGGCCACAACAUUCGCUCACUUGGAUGCCACAACUGUGUUGAGUCGUGGUAUUGCUGGUCUUGGUAUCUACCCAGCUGUCGAUCCUCUCGACUCUGUUAGUCGUAUUCUCGAUCCCAACAUUGUUGGUGAGGAACACUACCAAGUCGCUCGUGGUGUGCAAAAGAUUCUUCAAGACUACCGUUCUCUCCAAGAUAUUAUUGCAAUUCUUGGUAUGGACGAGUUGUCGGAAGAAGACAAGCUUACUGUCUCCCGUGCUCGUAAAAUCCAAAGAUUCUUGUCGCAACCUUUCCAGGUUGCCGAGGUCUUCACCGGUAUGGAAGGCAAGUUGGUUAGUCUCCAGGAUACCAUUAGAAGCUUCAAGAAAAUUCUUUCCGGUGAAAUGGAUCAAUAUCCUGAAGCCGCUUUCUAUAUGGUUGGUAAUAUCGAAGAAGUGGUUGAGAAGGCCAAGAAACUUGCUGCUGAACACUAA